CGCGCUGAGCCGACAGCGGAGAACGAGUUCUUGCCAGCCAGCCGGGAGGCCCCGGAGUCAGCCCAUGGGGAGAGGGCGCCCGGCGUCGGCCACCACGACCGUCGCCGCCCGCGCCACGCCCGGCCCGUGAAGCCCAGGGACCCCCUCUGGGAGAGCCCCAUGAGGGCAGGAGAGUGAUGGAGAGUACGCCCAUCUUCCUGAAGGAGACCCCAGCCUGGGAGAAGAGAGCCCCUGUGAACGGCAUCGUGGGCCCGGAGCCGGAUACCCCACCACGAGAUGGCCUGCGCCCUGCGGCGCUGUGCCUGGGAGAGCCUGCUCCUUUCUGGAGGGGGUUCCUAAGCACCCCAGGAUCCUGUCUCCCCCCUGGCUUCCCCCCAAGCCCCAAGGACACACUCCCACUGCUGGAAGGCGAAGGCCCCCGGAAUGGGGAGAGGAAGGCUAGCUGGCUGGGCAACAAGGAGGAGCUGCGCUGGAAGGAGGCCAUGCUUACCCAUCCACUGGCUUUCUGCGGGUCAGCGUGCCCGCCUCACUACAGCCCCUUGAUGCCUGAGCAUAACAGUGGCCAUGCCAAGAGUGACCCUGUGGCCUUCCGGCCCUUGCACUGCCCCUUCCUUCUGGAGACCAAGAUCCUAGAGCGAGCUCCCUUCUGGGUGCCCACCUGCUUGCCACCCUACCUAGUGUCCAGCCUGCCCCCAGAGCGUCCAUGUGACUGGCCCCUGACCCCACACUCCUGGGUAUACUCCGGGGGCCAGCCCAAAGUGCCCUCCGCCUUCAACUUAGGCAGCAAGGGCUUUUACCACAAGGAUCCAAGCAUUCUCAGGCUGGCAAAGGAGCCGCUGGCAAGUGCAGAACCUGGGUCGCUGGGCUUAGCCGCUGGCGGGCAUCCCCAGAGAACUGGGGAGGGGGGAUGCCCUUCUUUCCACCAGAGGGAUGGAGAGACAGGAGUCAGCAGGCCUCAGAAUCUUUGCCCUCUUCUCCUGGGUCAUCCAGACACUGUUCCCCGGACCCUGUGGCCCGCCUUUUCCCCAGGCCUGGUUCAUACUCUUGGCGACGGUUGGGCUGUACCAGGAGGUGGGAGCCUUGGGUACCACUUGGGGCCAUCAGCCUCAUCAAGGGGCCCCUCUCCUGGGCCUCCUACCCCCCGGGUGGGCUGUUGCUCAUCUCACCCGCCAGCUGGAGAUGGAGGUCUUGACCCUUGUGGGAAGUGCCAGGAGGACCUGGAGCGAGGCUCUGGUGGGCCAAAUGAAUCCAGUGAGGAAGCCAGCAAGGCCCCUGGUCCCAGGGCCUGCCUGCCCAGCCAUCACACCAAGCUGAAGAAGACGUGGCUCACACGACACUCUGAGCAGUUUGGCUGCCCAGACAGCUGCCUUGGGGAGGAAGAGAGCCCAGCUACCCAGCUGCGGGCCCUCAAGAGGGCAAGCAGCCCUGGGGUCCAGGGAGCGGUGGACAGCCCAGCCGCCAAGCGCCCGCCUGAUCCCUUCCCAGGCAGCGUGGCGCAGGGGGCCAGAGGCUGGCAGGAGGGGCUGGACUCGUCAUUUGGGAAUGAGGCGGAGGCAAAACAGCAUGAUGACCCCACAGGACCCCGAGAUGGCAGAGCCAGCCUCCAGGACCCUGGGCUUCAGGACACACCUGGCACAACUCCCCCAGCAGGCGUCACCCAGUGCCAAAGCUGUGCCCGGGCAGUUGGUGAGGCAGGAGGGCUGUCCUGCCAUGCCCAGCCUGUGCCCAGAUUGCCUCCGGGGGGGGAGCCACAGCAGGACGAAGACGCCAGCUCUGCAGAGGGAGGAGGGUCUGGCCUGGAGGCCGGGCUCAGCGUGGGCCUCGCCAAGCACCUGCUCAGUGCUCUGGGAGACCGACUGUGCCGCCUGCUGCGGAGGGAGCGGGAGGCCCUGGCCUGGGCCCAGCGGGAAGGCCAAGGGCCAGCCGGGACAGAGGACAACCCAGGUAUCCUGCGCUGCUGCAGCCGCUGCCACCAUGGACUCUUCAACACCCACUGGCGAUGCCCCCGCUGCAGCCACCGUCUCUGUGUGGCCUGUGGUCGCGUGGCGGGUGCUGGGAAGGCCAGGGAGAAAGCAGGCUCUCAGGAGCAGUCCACAGAGAAGUGUGCCCAGGAGGCUGGGCACAGUUCCUGCUCCCUGAUGCUUACCCAGUUUGUCUCCAGCCAGGCUUUGGCAGAACUGAGCACGGCAAUGCACCAGGUCUGGGUCAAGUUUGACAUUCGAGGGCACUGUCCCUGCAAAGCUGAGGCCCGGGUAUGGACCCCUGUGGAUGGGGGCCAGCAGAAGGAGCCGACAGAGGAAACUCCCCCAACUCCACAACCUUCCUGCAACGGGGAUACCAACAGGACCAAGGACAUCAAAGAAGAGACCCCGGACUCCACAGAGACCCCGGCAGAGGACCGUGCUGGCCGAGGGCCCUUGCCUUGUCCCUCUCUAUGUGAACUGCUGGCCUCCACUGCUGUCAAACUCUGCUUGGGGCAUGAACGGAUACACAUGGCCUUUGCCCCUGUCACUCCGGCCCUGCCCAGCGACGACCGCAUCACCAACAUCCUGGACAGCAUCAUCGCGCAGGUGGUGGAACGGAAGAUACAGGAGAAAGCCCUGGGGCCAGGGCUGCGAGGGGGGCCGGGCCUGCGCAAGGGCCUGGGCCUGCCUCUCUCACCGGUGCGGCUCCGGCUGCCUCCUCCCGGGGCUUUGCUGUGGCUGCAGGAACCCAGGCCUCAGAGAGGCUUCCAUCUCUUCCAGGAGCACUGGAGGCAGGGCCAGCCCGUGUUGGUGUCAGGGAUUCAGAAGACACUGCAAAGCCACCUGUGGGAGACAGAAGCUCUUGGGGCACUUGGAGGCCAAGUGCACGCCCUCACUCCCCUCGGGCCUCCCCAGUCCACGAGCCUGGGCAGCACAGCAUUCUGGGAGGGAUUCUCCCGGCCUGAGACUCGCCCAAAGUCAGACGAGGGCUCGGUCUUGUUGCUGCACAGAGCUCUUGGGGACGAGGACGCCAGCAGGGUGGAGAACCUGGCUGCCAGCCUGCCGCUCCCGGAGUACUGUGCCCACCAUGGGAAACUCAACCUGGCUUCCUACCUCCCACCGGGCCCUGGCCUGCGCCCACUGGUGCCCCAGCUGUGGGCAGCCUAUGGUGUGAGCCCACACUGUGGGCAUCUGGGGACCAAGAACCUCUGUGUGGAGGUGACUGACCUGGUCAGUGUCCUGGUACGUGCUGAAGCCCCACUGCCCACCUGGCACCGGGCACAGAAAGACUUCCUCUCAGGCCUGGAUGGGGAGGGACUCUGGUCUCCAGGCAGCCAGGUCAGCACCGUGUGGCAUGUGUUCCGGGCACAGGACACCCAGCGCAUCCGCCGCUUUCUCCAGAUGGUGUGCCCGGCCGGGGCAGGAAACUUGGAGCCUGGCACCCCGGGCAGCUGCUACCUGGAUGCCAGGCUGCGGCGGCGCCUGCGGGAAGAGUGGGGCGUGAGCUGCUGGACUCUGCUGCAGGCUCCUGGAGAGGCCGUGCUGGUGCCUGCCGGGGCUCCCCAUCAGGUGCAGGGCCUGGUAAGCACAGUGAGCAUCACUCAGCACUUCCUGUCCCCCGAGACCUCUGCCCUCUCCACUCAGCUCUGCCACCAGGGUCCCAGCCUGCCCCCUGACUGCCGCCUGCUUUAUGCCCAGAUGGACUGGGCUGUGUUCCAAGCAGUGAAGGUGGCCGUGGGGACAUUGCAGGACGCUAAAUAGGGGGACCCCAGGUGUCCGGGGUAGGGGUGGGAGGCAGGCAGACCAGUGCACAGCUUCAGCAGAGAACGGCACUGACGAUCUUGGGGACUUUGAGUCAAUGCCCCAAGUACCACUCUGGGCACAAGCAGGGCACCCCUUUCUCUGUCCCUGACCUAGGCCCUAAUGCCAACGACCACAGUGCCACCGAAGCUUCACUGGCCCUUGCAGGCUGGCACCUGCUCUGCCCUAGAGUCCCUCUCCAUGGUACCAGACCCGCACUGGGGGUAGUUGUCUCCCUCCAACCCCUGCCCCCCAACCCAGGAGACAAACAGACUUUCCUUGGGGGACCUCGGAAAUCAUUCUGGCUUAAGCAACACCUUCUUUUGCUGCCUCAUCUCCUGCUGUCUCACCUGUGCCCGAGCUCUGCUUACACCACCCACAUCCUCCCGGGCUCCAGGGCGGCCCUGCGCACUGCAGGCAUGCUGGAUGAGGGGCCACUGACAUCUGGCCCUCUUGUCAGAGAGCUGUGAAGUAUGCAGAGGGGGUGUCAUCAGGACACUGCCCAGGCUUGGCUUGGGGGGAUGACACAGGCAAGACCCUGUCCUGCUCCUUCCUCUCACCUCCUCUCAAUUUCCAUUAAAGUUUCUUGUUUUGUGA
Messenger RNA from Phacochoerus africanus (Common warthog), 4361 nucleotides. RefSeq names its product HR lysine demethylase and nuclear receptor corepressor (gene HR). Gene Ontology annotation, cellular component: histone deacetylase complex; chromatin. The coding region runs from base 177 to 3725 and encodes 1182 amino acids. Gene Ontology annotation, biological process: regulation of transcription by RNA polymerase II. Gene Ontology annotation, molecular function: transcription coregulator activity; chromatin DNA binding; histone H3K9 demethylase activity. The record is from RefSeq and is a predicted model, not a curated record. The transcript is spliced from 19 exons. Lineage: Eukaryota; Metazoa; Chordata; Mammalia; Artiodactyla; Suidae.